AUGCUCCUGACUGUGGCCCUUGCCUCUGCCCUUCUCCUCAGCUCCGUGGCUGGCCAGGGGUGUUUGACCUUGGUAGGGAUCAAGGACGUCACGCACCUCAUUAAUAACCUACAGAAAGAUCCACUGUCAAAAUGCAGCUGUAGCGGCAAUGUGACCAAUUGCUUGUGUCUGCCCAUUCCUUCUGACAACUGCACCGCACCCUGCUUCCAGGAGGGCCUGGCCCAGAUGGCCAACACCACAGUGCGAGCAAGUUUCCCCCUGGUUUUCAAUCGGGUGAGGAAAACGGUCGGAGCCCUGAAGAGCAGCAAGUGUCCGAAUUUUUCCUGUGAACAACCGUGCAACCAAACCACCACAGGCAACACACUGACGUUUCUCAGCAGCCUCCUGGGAGUUUUCCAGAAAGAAAGGAUGAGAGGCAGAGCAUAA
Messenger RNA from Myotis myotis, 426 nucleotides. RefSeq names its product interleukin 9 (gene IL9). The record is from RefSeq and is a predicted model, not a curated record. NCBI's taxonomy places the organism in Eukaryota, Metazoa, Chordata, Mammalia, Chiroptera, Vespertilionidae. The coding region runs from base 1 to 426 and encodes 141 amino acids. The transcript has 5 exons.